This is a messenger RNA of Harmonia axyridis, 2455 nucleotides long. Its product is annotated as tyrosine-protein kinase transmembrane receptor Ror-like. The record is from RefSeq and is a predicted model, not a curated record. Gene Ontology annotation, cellular component: axon; signaling receptor complex. Bases 283 to 1890 code for a protein of 535 amino acids. The transcript has 9 exons. NCBI's taxonomy places the organism in Eukaryota, Metazoa, Arthropoda, Insecta, Coleoptera, Coccinellidae. Gene Ontology annotation, molecular function: ATP binding; neurotrophin receptor activity; neurotrophin binding. Gene Ontology annotation, biological process: positive regulation of kinase activity; protein phosphorylation; multicellular organism development.
UGGGGUUGGCUACGCGCUUCAUUCAGGAUCAAGAAGGCGAAGGAUUACGCUCCUGCAACCUGUAACGUCGCAACUCAGUCGGUAGCAGCUUUCAGCGCUCUCCCAAAAGCUUGCCGGAUACCGUGACGCGUGUAUGUUAGAGAUACUCUGUGCGCGAUCGUGAAUUCUGUACUUCGCGCGACAUAGAAUAUUCGUACAUUAUAGGGGUGCGUUCCGGAAAAUGUGUCUUACGUGUGGUUUUCUUGUGAUUUUUGGGCUGUUUCUUUGAAGAGGAUUUCCAAGAUGAGGCAGAGAAGAACUAAAGGGUUUAAAAGGACCGCGGUCGAUGACAUUGUUGAAGAGAGGCGGGUUGAAAAGCACCUGGGAAAUUGCAGUCGUGGAAAAUGUACAGGAGAACUGGCAUGUAAGGAAUUGGAAAACAACUUUUACUCAUGUGUAUGCCCCCAUGAUUCCAAAGCACCAAACCCAGAUGGCACAUGUCCUAGAUACACAGUUCCCCUUCAACCAGGAUUGAUACCAAAUGUCCUCCCACCUUCAAACAAUAAUGAAGAGACAAAUAGCAGCAGUAGAUUACCAGAUACGACUCCAUCUGUUCAACAUUCGAUAGCCGAACCAGUAUCUGCAAACCAAAUAGAUUACUACAUAGUGGGUGGAGGCAUAUCCCUUUUCCUCGUCCUAGUGUUGCUCUUUGGUUUGAUCCUCAGGAGAAAAUGCUGUUCCAGAAAUCGACAUGACUCUAUUGCGUCUCCGGUGAACCUCAAGUCUAACCUGCUGAUGUCGAAACGAUACGCUCCAAAUCCUCAGUACACUGCCUGUGCAGGAACUGGAGUGCCUUUGCUGAAGAAGGAAACUUUGAAGUUUAUGCAAGAGAUUGGCGAAGGAUGCUUCGGGAAAGUUUACAAAGGUCAUUAUAUCCUAGACGGAGGAAGCAGGGUCGAGGUGGUCGCUAUCAAAGUGCUCAAGGAGAACGCUUCCAAAGAGGCUGAAGAUGAUUUUCUACGAGAGGUGGAAAUUAUGAGCGCCUUCCGUCAUCCCAACAUCCUUUCACUGCUGGGUGUCGUACCAAGAGAAGGAAAUCUGAACCCGAUGAUGGUGUUCGAGUUCAUGACGCACGGUGACCUGGCGGAGCUACUGCGGUCUCAGAAAAAGACCUUCUACGACCCUGAAGCCGAGGAGAUCCCUGUCCUCUCCGACGCCGAUCUGCUGGACAUAGCUCUGCAGAUAGCGAAGGGCAUGAGCUAUCUUGCCAACCAAAGGUUCGUCCAUAGGGAUUUGGCCUGCAGGAAUUGCUUGGUGUCUCAAGGACCUGUCGUUAAAAUAGCCGAUUUUGGAAUGAGCAGAGAUGUGUAUACUUGUGACUAUUAUAAGAUUGGCGGCUCCAGGCUGCUCCCAGUGAGGUGGAUGUCACCAGAAAGCGUAGUCUACGGCCGGUUCACCCUAGAAUCGGACAUCUGGUCCUACGGGGUGGUCCUGUGGGAGAUCUACAGCUUCGCCAAGCAGCCCUACUUCGGCCACACCAACGAAGAAGUGGUCAAAUUCAUCCUGGACGGCAUCAUGCUGAUACCUCCCACAGACUGCCCUUCGAUAGUGUGCGACCUGAUGAAGAACUGUUGGAAGACGGAACCGAGGGACAGGAUAAGGUUCGUCAACAUCUGCGACAAGCUGGAGGUUGCCUAUCAGGAGUGUCUGAACACGCAACUGCACAUUGAGAACGAGGUUAGAGGAGGAUGCAAAGCCGAAGAAUCAGAUUUCAAAGAAAAAUCCUGCAAGACCUUACCAAGGCCGCCACCAUUCCCCAAGCUUCUGCAAGAAGACGCAUUGGACACUGAAGGUUAUCUUCUACAAAGAGAAAUGGAGGUGGUUCAUUAUCUAGAGACUUUACCAGGAUGAUGGAAUUCAAAAAAAAUCGGAAAAUCUCAAUACAUGUUCAUAGACUGAUUUUUGAUUAUUUUUCCUUAUAUUAAGGACUUGGUCCGAGGAAUUAUUUCAUUAAUUCGUUGAUAAUUUAUGACCCCAAAGACUAGAACAAUACGGAUACGUCGAUAAAAAUCAGUUAUUUCAAUAAUUGUUGUGAAUAUAACACUUGAAUUCAUCGAUCAAACAUCAUCACAAAAUAUUUCGGUUAUGCCGUUGAUAUUCUAACAUGAAAUUUCGAAUUAUCGUUGAAUGCUGAAGAAUAAAGGAUCUUGCAGGGUACAAUGUUCUGAGUGCCUUCCUAUAUCGUUCUUUGUCAAAAAUGGUAUUCAAUUCUAAGUCUUAAUCUAUUCAAAUCAGGUAACAUUGUGAGAAUCGUAAAACUGACAAUUUUUAAAUAUUUGAUUUGUCCCAGAUAUCCUGCCACUUUAUCAAAAACUCUUUGACGUUUUAUAAUUGUUAAAAAUGUAUAUUGUGAAAAUUAUUUGUGAUGUUAUAUAUGUAUUUAUUGUGAAAAAUAUAUGUUUCCCAAAAAGUUCUA